Molecule: messenger RNA, 399 nt
Organism: Mesorhabditis belari
Lineage: Eukaryota; Metazoa; Nematoda; Chromadorea; Rhabditida; Rhabditidae
Source: the annotation of a GenBank genome assembly
AUGGCGUCAGAGAGAUUUUGUGGGUGCAAUGUGGUGACUGCUGCUGGUAUCGCUGUAUCACUUCAGUUGAUCAUCGAUUUGUUGUGUCUGGCCUCAGGCGGUAUCAUUCUUGAUCGUUACCGUACCUGGGAAUCAUAUUACACCCAACCAACGCCCAACGCAACCGAACAAGCUGAAUACACUGCUGCGGGAAAAACGCUCACUGUUCAGCCGAAUAGAUGGGCGAUGGCAUGGGUCGAAUUGGGAAUGGCUUGGUACGUGGCUUUUUGCACGUUUUGGCUGUUCUCUCUUUUGGUGAUUUGUCUCUCAUUCAAAUACUACCGUCCUGUUUUCGUCAUUCCCAAUUUCAUGGCGCUUCUCGUCGGCAUUUUCAUGCAUCUUUUUCGCUUUUGGUUUGUU